Molecule: messenger RNA, 1278 nt
Organism: Pseudocercospora fijiensis CIRAD86
Lineage: Eukaryota; Fungi; Ascomycota; Dothideomycetes; Mycosphaerellales; Mycosphaerellaceae
Exons: 5
Coding region: 1-1278 (425 amino acids)
Cellular component (GO): RNA polymerase II transcription regulator complex
Molecular function (GO): DNA-binding transcription activator activity, RNA polymerase II-specific; transcription cis-regulatory region binding
Source: RefSeq, a predicted model, not a curated record
AUGGCAGCUCCCUCUAAGGUCGCUAAGGUCGAGGAGGGAGCCGAAGCUGCCACCCCGAGCUCUAUCGAGUCGUCUCCCGAUCAAGACCAAGACGCUGGCGCCGAACAACCCCAGGAACCUGCCCAGCCCCAGAAGCGCAAAGGCGGUCGAAAGCCUAUAUACGCGACCUCGGAAGAGCGGAAGCAACGUAAUCGACAGGCUCAGGCUGCCUUUCGCGAACGACGGACUGAAUACAUCAAGCAACUCGAGGCAACCAUCAAGCACAAUGAAGAGAAUCUGUCAAGCCUGCAGCAAAGCCAGCGCACUGCCGCAGACGAAUGUCUCAUGCUGCGCUACAAGAACAGUCUACUGGAACGAAUAUUGCUCGAGAAAGGCAUCGAUGUCCAGGCUGAACUACAGAUGAAGACCGGCAGUCCCGUCCUUGGCCCUGGAUUUAUGCACCCUGCGGCUACUAUGCCACCACAACCACCAUUGCAAAGAACAGCCUUGCAAAGGCAGCAGGCCCGAAGAUCUGGCCAGAACUUCCUGCCUAAGCUGGCUCCUGGACAGUCCAAUCCGGACAUGGGCUUUACUACAUCGCCUCACGCUCACCCGACCCCAUCGUCUCAUGCUUCCUCUCCAAGUCAACUGUCGACGAGAUCGCUGGCAUUGCAACAAGGUGGGAUGACCUCACCCGCAUCUGCUGUCCUCGCUCAGCCGCAAGCACAGCAUUUCCAGAGCUUGGCGCGCUCGUCGCAACCGCAACCUAACCAAGCUUUCUAUCAAGCUCAGCAGCAGCCCGCAAAUGGCCCACGCCAGCCGCAGCAACGCCCGACUCCCGCGUCUACCUAUCAAGGCAGUCAAAGUGGUAUGUCAACAGCAUCAACCUUCUCCUAUCCUAGUCCAUUUCAGAAACAUUUUGAUCAGCUCGACCAAGAGUACGACACUCAGCACUCCCGAUCCAUGCUCGACGAACCCGAUGACGACAAUCUCCGAACGCAUCGAUCUCCACAGUCACAGGGUCAAUAUCCGCAACAUUACCAGAAUCCCCAAGAACAAACGUCUGGAGAUUACUAUAACCCUCCGCAAGGCAUGCAGCAGGGCCAGCAUCAGCUGUCACCGCAUUCACAGUACGAACAGAUGCAGCAAAUGAUUCCGACCAGUCAUCCCAACGGGAACGAUGGUCCUUAUGAGGUUGAUCCAAACGACCCAAUGCUUGAUGCAGACCCGUUUGGACUGAGUGCGUCAAUGCACUAUCCAACCACAUACUCGUUCGAGCAACACCACGGGCAAAGAUAG